GCAAGCUGCAGCUUCUACCAUUAACUUCCGGGUGUGGGUCCCUUGAACCUCUGUAUAUAAGCAGGAGACAACAUUUCUGUGGUGGAUACUGAGUGUGACUGAGCUGUCUACAAUGAGCAUCCUUUGGCAUUUAACUAGUCUGCUACUGUUACGCUCCUGCGUUCCAGGUUUCUCCAUGCAUGAUGGUAUUGUUGGCGGUAAAGUCUCCGUUCCACACAGUCGGCCCUACAUGGUCUACAUUUAUGACUCUGUAUGGGAAGAAGUAUGUGGUGGUUUUUUGGUAAGAGAGGAUUUUGUGAUGACAGCUGCCCACUGUAGACGUCAUCCUGUGGUGUAUUUGGGCGUCAGUGACACCAACCUUUUACCUGUUGGUAUAGCGGCACAUCCAAUUCCACAUCCAAAAUUCAAUAUGGAGAGCCCAGAUCAUGACAUCAUGCUUCUAAAGCUUAAAACCCCAGCAACUUUGAACAAAACUGUGAGUACUAUCACCUUGCCAAAAACUGAGAAUGGAGAAAUCUCAAAGGAUUGCAUGGUCAUGGGUUGGGGCUUGCAGCAUUACAAACAUGGGCCUCCAUCAAGAGUCCUCAAAGAAGUAAAUGUUACUCUGUUAGACUCUAAAAACUGUGGGACAACUGACACUCUAUGCAGCGAGGGAACAACUGGCCCAGCAAGGGGAGAUUCUGGAGGUCCACUUGUUUGUGGAGGUGUUGCACAGGGAAUUGUGUCUUAUUACACAGAGGAGUCAAAUGGAGUCUACUGUGCAAGAUACACUCAUAUUUCCAAAUACCUUCAAUGGAUUCAAGAUGUGAUGAAUUUAUCUCCGCUGCAGCAACAUGAAACAUGGAAGGGCAAGCUGGAUAAAUUCAUUUAGUUCAAAACAAGUUGUUUGGUUCAAUAUAAGUUCAAUCAUCCAUGUUUGGUUUUACUAUUACAACAUUCAGCAUUUGUUACAUUGAAUGUGAAAUUUUAAAAUAAAGGCUUACUUAUGUGUCACUUUCACAAAAGUCUAAUAUGCAUUUAAUUUUCUGUGGCUAAAAUGUAUAUAGCAAACAUUCAUGCUGUAGUUCAGUGGUUCUCAAACAGGGGGCCUCAAGAUGGUAGGGAUGAAAUGGUUACCAGUUUGACAAGCCAAGAUAAAAUCCCUGAUGGUUAGCAUUACUGUUUUGUAUUUUAAUUAUCAUUAAAACUGUAUUUGAUUAACAUGAUUUGAAAAUCACAGUAAAUACUGUCCAACAUUAAGCAAAGUAAAGCAACAGUCUCUGCGCAGCAUGCAGUGUAGGUUUCGUUAAGUGUAAAAAAAGUCAAAUUUUCUGCAGAAGGCAGUGAGUAAGCCUGUCUACCUUUAAUCAAAACUUUAUUUGAACAUGUUGGUAGAUAACGUGUUUUGUAAAACAUUUAAGACACAGCUAUUGUUAUUUUAAUGCUUUAACAAAAACUGCACAGUGCCGCAAAUUUUAUUUGUUUUUCGAUAUAACUUGGUGAAAUCAUCUGUUUUGUGUAUCAGUACUUUUUGAACAUUUCCAGCACAUUUUGCACAAUUGCGUGCGGCGUAUUUAAAUUUUUCUGGUAAUCAAAUGAUGGCAUAAAACUUUGAAUCAAAUGAAAUUUAAAUAAACCCUUUAAUUUUUUGGCAAACAAAGUGCUGCACAACAUGUUUACUGUUAAAGUUGUGUGAUUAUUCCUUCAAAAUAAAGUCUUAAUAAUUAUUGUAUUAUUAUUAUUACUACUAGUAGUAUUAUUACAUUGUUAUUAAGAAAUGCAUGAUACCGUACAAUAUAAUACAAUACAUAGUACAACAAUAGCAAUAGGGCUAUAUUUCUGUCACAAUUUAAACCAAACUUUUAUUUUGACGGGUUGCCGUGAUCUUUAAGUUUCUGUGUGAGUAUAUGAUAUGACAAUAGUUUUUCUCAAAUUAAACGGUAAAAUGCUCAUGAAGUGACUCUCAGAGCAGCUCUGGAGAUGAAGUUAGUGUUCAUGUCGUCAUAUAGUAAGAUGGCAGAUACUGGAAAAAAAAAAAACACCGCGAGCGUCACGCGUGCUUCAGUAGUAAACGUAUUCGCGCGUUUGCGCCAUUCAUCACACGUGGCCACGUACACACUGCAGCUAAAUUCGGUUGUCAGUUCACCUUUUAGUGCUUAAUCGGGUUCUGUACACACAGUUAAGAAAAAUACGUGAGUGACAACCGCAUUCUACAACCGAAUUAACUCCCGAAAAAUACAGGUAGUGACAACCGCAUUUACAGAAAUUCUAUGCAGUGUGUACGUAACCGAACUGAACAACUAGCAAGCUGGAUAAACUCAUUUAAUUCAAAACAAGUUGUUUGGUUCAAUAAAAGUUCAAUCAUCCAUGUUUGGUUUUACUAUUACAACAUUCAGCACAUCUGUAACAUUAAAUGUGGAAUUUUAAAAUAAAGGCUUACUCAUGUUUCACUGUUUCAUGUCUAAUAUGCAUUUAAUUUUCUGCGGCUAAAAUGUAUAUAGCAAACAUUCAUGCUGUAGUUCAGUGGUUCUCAACCAGGGAGCCUCAACAAACUUCUAAGGAGGCCUCAAGAUGGUAGGGAUGAAAUGGUUACCAGUUUGACAAGCCAAGAUAAAAUCCCUGAUGGUUAGUAAUACCGUUUCAUAUUUUAAAUAUCACUAAAACUAUUUGAUUAAUGUGAUUGGGAAAAACUCACGGUAAAUACUGUCCAGCAUUAAGCAAAGUAAAGCAAGAGUCUCUGCGCAGCAUGCAGUGUAGGUUCUACCUUUAAUCAAAACUUUAUUUGAACAUGUAGUACAUGUUGGUGAAUGUUUCGUAAAACAUUUGAUACAACUAUUGUUAUUUUGAUGCUUAAAUUGCAUAGUGCUGCUAAUCUUGUUUUUCAGUAGAACUUGGUGCAAUCAUGUUUUGUGUACUUUUUGGUUUUAAAUUUCCAGCACAUUUUAACAAUACUUUGAAAAUAUUGAUAACCACAAUUUUGGUCGCUAUAAUCAUGUGAAAUUUCUUACCUUUACAGCUCUAAAAACAAGCAUUAAAAAUAAACAAAAUCAAGAAAUUUCACUAACACUUUAGUAUAGGGAACACAGACUUAACUAUGACUUUUCCCCCUCAAUAAUCUCCUGAUUUACUGCUUAUUAAUAGUAAGGUAGUUAAGUUUAGGUAUUGGGUAGGAUUAAGAAUGAAUAAGGCCUGCAGAAUAAGGCAUUAAUGUGCUUAAUAAGUAUGAAUAGCCAGCCAAUAUUCCAGUAAUAUGCAUGCUGAUAAGCAACUAGUUAAAAGACCCUAAAAAUAAAGUGUUUCCAAUCUCUCUCUUUUAAUCAAUGUACAAAAAAAAAAAAAAAAAAAAAAAAAAAAAAAAGUGAAUUGAAAUCCUAUAACUCUAUGGGCAUUUUUAUAAUACAUUUAAAUUUAGUUAUGUUUUCCGAGCUCUAAAAUACUUUGUGGGAGUAAGUGAGUAAGUGUUUAUAAAAACUCAUCCAGUAAAAUCAGAUCUUUUGAGUCAAAGACUGAGAACCAUGGCUGUAAGCUGGCCACCACUGCCACCUUGUGGUAAAAGUGUACUGCACUGCUAGAAAUAAGCUGGGGGGAGGGGUCUGCCAAUAAACUUGUAAUGCAAAGUAAUGAAUAAAAGUGUAAACAAACUUUAUUGAAUUCCUUUGUCAUUCAAGACUUCAAAAUAAACACCCUUCUACAGAAUCACAUUGUAACAACAGCCUUAGUUGAUGUUACGAUUGUCAACAGCUUUCAGCAAAAUACAGUACAAACUUCAAUCUAGAUGAUAGAUUGUUCAUCUCUGAGUGUUGACACUUUCCUUUUGGGAGAGAUGGGUUCAUCUGGACAACAGCUUUCCAUGAUCUCUGGGGGGGG
Messenger RNA from Ctenopharyngodon idella (grass carp), 3846 nucleotides. RefSeq names its product granzyme-like protein 1. The record is from RefSeq and is a predicted model, not a curated record. Gene Ontology annotation, molecular function: serine-type endopeptidase activity. Lineage: Eukaryota; Metazoa; Chordata; Actinopteri; Cypriniformes; Xenocyprididae. Gene Ontology annotation, biological process: proteolysis. The transcript has 5 exons. Bases 113 to 871 code for a protein of 252 amino acids.